Daucus carota subsp. sativus is the source of this 1177-nucleotide messenger RNA. RefSeq names its product cinnamoyl-CoA reductase 2. Lineage: Eukaryota; Viridiplantae; Streptophyta; Magnoliopsida; Apiales; Apiaceae. The transcript is spliced from 6 exons. The coding region runs from base 94 to 1077 and encodes 327 amino acids. The record is from RefSeq and is a predicted model, not a curated record. Gene Ontology annotation, molecular function: oxidoreductase activity, acting on the CH-OH group of donors, NAD or NADP as acceptor.
UGUUUUUAUGAAUUGAGCAGAAUAAUUUUCAUCCUUUUUUUUGAAUUUUCAAAGAAAAUGUGUGGUUGAGUAAGUGCAGAGUGAGAUAAGAAAAUGGAAGCUAAAGACAAUACAGAAAAGACAGUGUGCGUAACAGGCGGGAGUGGCUUCAUUGGCUCCUGGCUUGUUCGUCUCCUUCUCGACCGUGGCUACACUGUCCAUGCAACCGUCAAAAAUCUUCAUGAUGAGAACGAAACUAAGCAUCUGCAAGCUCUGGAUGAACAUGAAUCAGAUCGUCUGCGUUUAUUCCAAAUGGAUCUUCUCGACUAUGACUCCAUUGUCAGAGCCAUUGCUGGUGUUACUGGCGUCUUUCACCUCGCGUCUCCAAACAUCAUCGACCAAGUUGUUGAUCCUGAGAAGGAAAUAUUAGGACCGGCAAUACAGGGCACAAAAUAUGUGCUCAUGGCUGCAAAGGAGCUUGGAGUCCGUCGCGUGGUCAUCACCUCAUCGAAUGCAGCCAUUAUUCCUAACCAUCACUGGCCAGCAGACGUGGCCAAGAAUGAGGAUUGCUGGACUGAUGUUGAGUACUGUAAACAGAAGAAGUUAUGGUAUUCCGCAUCAAAGACACUAGCAGAGAAAGCGGCCUGGGAAUUGGCCAAGGAAAUAAGUUUAGAUGUGGUUGUGGUGAAUCCUGGAGCUGCGAUGGGGCCUAUUAUCCCUCCAACUAUUAGUGCAAGCAUGUCAGUGAUUCUUCGGCUUUUCCAGGGCUGUACAGAAACUUAUGAUGACCUUUAUAUGGGAGCAGUUCAUGUUAAAGAUGUGGCCCUAGCUCAUAUACUAGUUUAUGAAAACCCAUUGGCGACUGGUAGGCACUUGUGUAUCGAGUCCAUCUGUCAUUUUAGUGACUUUGCAGCAAAGGUUGCAGAACUGUACCCGGAAUAUCAGUUACCUAGCCUACCAAAGGAUUCCCAACCAGGGUUGCUGAGAUGGAAGGAUCCAGCCAAGAAGCUGAUGGACUUGGGUUUGCAGUUUACUUCUAUGGAGCAGAUUAUCAAGGAUUCUGUUGAGAGUUUGAAGAGCAAAGGAUUUAUUUCCUGAAUGGAGAUGCUACCUUUUGCUCAUAUAUAGUGUCUCGACAGGAAACUACAGCUGACAGCCUGAACAUUGUGCAAUAAAUACAUGCAGUAAUUUUAUUUUA